Messenger RNA from Aspergillus tanneri, 609 nucleotides. RefSeq lists its product as uncharacterized. The record is from RefSeq and is a predicted model, not a curated record. Gene Ontology annotation, biological process: secondary metabolite biosynthetic process; amino acid activation for nonribosomal peptide biosynthetic process. Bases 1 to 609 code for a protein of 202 amino acids. NCBI's taxonomy places the organism in Eukaryota, Fungi, Ascomycota, Eurotiomycetes, Eurotiales, Aspergillaceae. Gene Ontology annotation, molecular function: phosphopantetheine binding. Gene Ontology annotation, cellular component: cytoplasm. The transcript has 2 exons.
AUGGUGUCUCUCCAUAGAGACGCUGAGGUGGUAAAUGUCCAAAAAGCGAGGGAGACCAAUCCUGCUCUUCAAAGGCUGCCUUGGUGCGCUUACCACUGCGCCACCACUACCGGCACUCUACUACUGCCGUUGAGAUAUACUCUUUUGUCCAACCUUCCUCAGUCGCAGCAUAUCUUCAGCAUUCGCAUCUCCCACGCACAGUAUGAUGGGAUCCAAACUGCGUAUAACGAUCCAACGAAAUUUGUGUCCGCCCCGCAGGAGACCGACUUUUCCUCAUUCCUGUACUACCGCCGUCAGCAGGUUAACAAAGAAGCCCUCGACUUCUGGAGAACAUACCUUGAUAGCUCAUUCAUGACUGUGCCGCCCAGCCUCGAUGGAGGAAUCCGUCAGGACGCAAUACUCAUGCAAAUUCGAGGUAUCCGUUCUCCUUCGCCACCACCAGCAUUUACAGACGCGACUUUAAUCAUGGCAUCAGUGGCUGCUGCCCUGUCUAAGGCCCACUACAGCCAAUCCCUCGUGCUCGGCCAAACUGUCAACGCCCGCAGUCUGCCACUAGCUAACAUCGAUCAGAUUAUAGGGCCAUGCCUUAAUUUCAUCCUAUGCGACUGA